AUGAGCACGUGGCAAGCUCACACUGACCACUCUGCCACAAGCCCGCGGUCCACGCUACCUGCAACGAAACAGCUAGAUUCCGAUGCCACUCCAAGAAUGUCUCAUCUGCCUACUCCUCUGGGAGAGCUAAAACUGAUUGUGAACAAUGACCUACUACGAAAAAAUCCGAACUUUGUAACAUCGGAAGCGGCACUCAGCUCGACCAUCGAACAACUGGAUUCAGAGACACUGAAGAUAUCAGCCUAUGCAAGACUCGACUUUGAAAACUACACCUUUUUCGUUCAGACACUCCAAGUGGUGUUAGGAAGAAAAGCCGUCGAAGACGCUGCACCUACCCAUCACGCUGUGGAUGUUCACUUGUCAUCGAAGAAGGCCAUCUCCAGGCGGCAUGCUAAGAUAUUUUACAACUUCGGUACGCAGAGAUUUGAGAUCUCCAUUCUAGGCCGGAACGGUGCUUUUGUAGAUGACCAGUUCGUCGAAACAGGCAUAACUGUGCCGCUUGUGGAUAAUACGAAAAUUCAAAUUGGUGAUAUUCCGUUCACCUUUGUGCUACCAUCACUCGAACCUCCGGAAAAGAAGAAUGCUACACCUGCCAAGCCCUUUAACCCAAGUGAUGCCAUCAACCUACGGUCCAACUUGUACCUGAACCCUGCUUCUCCAAAUAGGAAAAAGAGUCUCACUGACGAGCAGAAAAAGGCUCGCAGGAACCUGAGAGCUGAUAUAGUCAGAAGGCUUUCUAACGCUAGACGCAAAUCUCUUGCAUCAUCGACUAAUGACGAGAUUACUGCCCUUCUUAAAGAGCUUGAGGACAUCGGGGAUGACGACGAAAGUGACCCUAUUGAUAAAGAGGUCAAUGAACUCCUCAAGCUGGGUAAUCUUGAAGCAGAAGAAGAUGAGCUUGAUGAGCUAGUAAAACAGCAUAAUUUGCUGCAGGGAAUUGGUGUUGAAGAUAAGGACCGAAAGGACGUUGACGUCGAUAUGAGCGUCCUUGACCAAGAGAUUGCAUCUUUGGCCCCACUUAUAGACGGCCAGCAUCCAGAAAAGGAUGCCAUCGACAACAAACAGGGUGUUUACGGCAGGCACGGAACAACCCUCGCCACUGACACAGCAGAUAAUAAAAACGCCCCGCUCAUGGGCCGUCCUGCUGGUCCUCGCAUGGGCAAACCUGCUCAGAUACAACCUCCUGCUAAUAGGGCAUAUGGAAGACAACCUGUGGGUCCAAUAUACGGCUACCCAAAUUCGGGUGCUUAUCCACAAGGUUAUAAUUCGCCAUACGGAUCUCCUGCUGGAUAUCCUACAGGGGCAAGGAAUUCAAUGUACCACCCAAUGAUGAUGCCAACACGGCCUCCACCACCUAAGCUAGAGGUCGAAGUGGAAACGAUCAGCACAGUUCCAGUAAAAAGUGCUACAGUCCCAUUCAAGGCGAUUUCUACAGGGGUGGGAAAUGUUCAGCGGCCACCUGUUUGCGUUUUCAAAACAUUGGACAUACCACUGAACAAGCCCAAGAUCCCACUCAGGCGGAAGGAUGCUCCUAGCAUUAAGAGACCGAAGUCACAAAGCAACAAAGAUAUUCCAGAUCAGUAUAAAUCGAAGCCAACGGUUAGCAUCACGGCCAUGAUCACCAGUGUGUUGAGAGGACCCAAUUCUCGCAAGUCAGGUUUCACUUUCAGUGAGAUCUGUGACGGAAUCAAGGAAUUUUAUCCUUACUACCAAUACUGUCCUGACGGCUGGCAAUCUAUGAUAACCCAUAAUUUGAAGACCCAUAAAAUGUUUAAGCGAGAGUACAAAGGAGGCCUUGAUUCUGAACACUUGUGGGUGAUCGACGAUGAUUACUUAGCCGAGAAAGAGCGUGUUAGAAAGAAACAGCAAGAGGUCGCAAUGGCCAAGGCCAAGGAGGCUGCUUUGAAGGCAGUUGAACUUCGUCUGAAACAGCUGACUCCACAGUAUGGCGCUGUUGGUCGACCAUUCAUGACCCCAUAUGCGUCUUCCUUUGGCCAGCCACGCUAUCCGACAUCCCGUGAUCUGUCACCACCAAUGCCAAAUGGUGCUCCGGGACAGAAGCCCAAGUCCAUUGCUGAACUUGCCAGCGAGAUCAAACGAGACUCGCCAGGCGCCUUGAACCAGUCAUCAUACUUGCCACGUCUGAGUCUCUCACCUACUGUGAACUCAGCCGAACAAAGCAACAGCAUAAAAGAUCAGCUUGCUGCUAAUAGAUCAGCCACUAACUCACUGACCAACAUCAACAGUGAUGUAAAGACUGAAAGAAGCUCUCCUACACCUCAGCCCGUUGCCGCAGCUGCAGCUGCAGUUUCUGCUAACACGAAUUCUGGUCUGGUUUCAAAACUGUUGCCGAUGAAUGCAGAUACGAAGAAGUCUCUUGGCUAUUUGCAGAAGGAGCUUUUCACUUUGUACAAAGCCAGAAAACUCUCCUACAAUACUGCUACUACAACUAACAUCAUCACCAAGGCAUUGGCUACUACCAUUGCACAGGUCAAUACCAUUGGUGCUAAAGCUGGUUGUGGUGACAAUGCAUUGAGUUUCUUGGUUGAAAAGGCACCUCAGCAAGUCAGUAAGAUUCUUGACAUUGCAUUGACCAAGUCCAUCAAAGAGAUUGAAGGUAAGCUGUCCAACCCCACUAGCAAAGAGUCUACGCCUGUGCCAACAGCAUCGCCUGCUGCUUCUAACAUUGGUCUGGUGCAAAAGCCUCCCGCAUCUACAGACAGCACCAGCUCUGCUUCAAGACCGGCAACUCCUAAUUCUCCAGCCGGUGGCACACCCAAGCCUAGUUACUCAGGAGGAUUGAGUCGUCCACACUUUAGCGGGAUGGCAAGACCACAGAACCCUAGCAAGCCUGGAGCGUUGCUGAAGGGGCCUCUGUUUUUGUCCAACAAACCCAGACAAGAGAAAAGGCCCGCUGAGGAAACUGGGGAGGAUCCGCUGAAGUCGAUCAAGCUUGAGUAA
Candidozyma duobushaemuli is the source of this 2961-nucleotide messenger RNA. RefSeq names its product Fhl1p (gene FHL1). The record is from RefSeq and is a predicted model, not a curated record. Gene Ontology annotation, molecular function: DNA-binding transcription factor activity; protein binding; sequence-specific DNA binding. Gene Ontology annotation, cellular component: nucleus. The transcript has a single exon. Gene Ontology annotation, biological process: regulation of ribosomal protein gene transcription by RNA polymerase II. NCBI's taxonomy places the organism in Eukaryota, Fungi, Ascomycota, Pichiomycetes, Serinales, Metschnikowiaceae. The coding region runs from base 1 to 2961 and encodes 986 amino acids.